Molecule: messenger RNA, 678 nt
Organism: Aegilops tauschii subsp. strangulata
Lineage: Eukaryota; Viridiplantae; Streptophyta; Magnoliopsida; Poales; Poaceae
Source: RefSeq, a predicted model, not a curated record
AUGACCCCCACUCUCUCCCUCGUUUCUCCCUCCCCACUCGCCUGGAUCGGGGAGGAGCCCGAUCCCACGCCUCCGCCGCCGGUGCCCAUCCCCGGCGCGGCCCCAGCCACGCCGCCUGACGCCACCGCCCGCCUCUCCGUCUCCUCCCGGACGUCACCCCCCUCGACCCAUGCUGGAACGGGGGCACGACCCUGCGGCGCCCCGAUCACCGACGCCGCGCCGUCGCCGGACUUCCUCAUCCCCGUCGCAAUCGUCUGCCUCGUCCUCUCCCUCGCCGGACCACCCCGAGCCACGCCGCCCCUCUUCCCAGCACCGAACGGUGCGGGUGCUGGGCGCCAUCGUGCGCGCCCGUGUACCUGGCUGUUGCCGCUCGCCGCGGUCACCCGCGCCCUCCCCUCGUGCGCUCACGCUCCCCGCGUCCUCGCAGCUCCCUCGCUCGCCGUGCCGUCCGCCGUCCGUCGCGCCGUCGCGGCUGCCCUCUCGCUUGCCCGCGCCGCUACCCCACGGCCCCACUCGCUGCCUCCACCUGCCGCCCGUUGGUGGCGCCGCGCCGCGCCCCGGUGGCCUCGCCCCGUUCCCCCUGGUCGGGCUUGGCGCCGCGCGGGUUACGCCCGCAACCGCGCCCGGUGGCGCCCAGCACCCGCACCGCGCGCCCGCUAUGGCCCCUUGGGCCAAUAA